AUGUCAGGCAUGUCUGGCAUGUCAGGCAUGGGGGACUCGACCUCGAGCGCCUGCUCGAUGAACAUGCUCGGCAACUGGCAGACGAUCAACACCUGUGUUCUCACCUCGUCGUGGCACAUCCGCACAGAAGCACAGUUCGCCGGCACCUGCAUCGGCGUCUUCUUGAUGGUGUUCCUGAUCGAGACAGUUCGCAGAUGGAGUCGCGAGUUUGAUCGAUGGAUCCUCGAGCGAGCGAUGGUGCAGCGCAAGGAGAGCCGACGUCGCACGCAGCACCUCAAGGCCGAGAUGGCGGCCCGUCUGGCCGAGGCAGAGCCAUCGCAGGACAGAUCGACAUUGAGUCAGAAGCUGGAACACCUCGACACGAUCUUCUUUGGCAUCCCUGCUGGCCGAUCUGGCUGCCGUCAAGCCGCUUUGGACUCGAUGCGCUUCCGCCCUAAGAUGUGGCAGCAAUUGCUGCGUUCGCUCUUGUACGGGGUGCAAUUCACCGGCGCUUACCUCAUCAUGCUGAUCGCAAUGACGUUCAACGGCUACAUCAUCAUCGCCAUUGUCCUCGGCGGUGUCUUUGGACACUUCUUCUCGACAUGGGACACGCUCGGGUCUUCGCAUCUCCUCGAUGUGGACCAGCUGGGUCAUGGAUACGCUGCAGAGCCUGAAGUCAUGGCGGGCGGUCAGACAGGUGCGACGGCCUCGCCCUGUUGCCAGCCUGAUGGCGGCAAAGACGCGUCGAGCCUGUCGAGCGGGUCGGACGACGGCAACCAUCUAAAGCGCCACGUCGUGACGCUGCCUGAACAUGGCUACGGGUCUGGAGCUUGUUGUGUGUAG
Molecule: messenger RNA, 822 nt
Organism: Kalmanozyma brasiliensis GHG001
Lineage: Eukaryota; Fungi; Basidiomycota; Ustilaginomycetes; Ustilaginales
Product: Ctr copper transporter
Exons: 2
Coding region: 1-822 (273 amino acids)
Biological process (GO): copper ion transmembrane transport
Cellular component (GO): membrane
Molecular function (GO): copper ion transmembrane transporter activity
Source: RefSeq, a predicted model, not a curated record